Amoebophrya sp. A25 is the source of this 753-nucleotide messenger RNA. The record is from the annotation of a GenBank genome assembly. Lineage: Eukaryota; Dinophyceae; Syndiniales; Amoebophryaceae.
CAACCGCAGACAAAAGAAGAGCAGAAUGGCCAAAAUCUCGGCUGUGGCGCCGGAAAUAGCCCUGAUCUUGACCAAGAUUCGGACUUCAAUUUAAGUGAGCGCGUUUGGGUUUCCGAUAGGGAGACGUCCGACUCCUGGAAAGAAGUUUUCCGUCCGCGUCGCGGCUCUUCUUGCGGGAACAUGACGGAAGCGGACAAGCUGACGAAAAGCGCCAAGGACUUAGUCGUGCAAAAGGCAGUACCCUGUGGACAAAUGCCAACGUGGAUCACCACCGAGCACUUCAUAGAGCGCGAGGAGGAACGUCUCUACGGCACUAUCUGGCAAGGCUAUGUGUGGAAGGCGACGCAGGAUCCAAGUUCGGAGUGGCAGUGCGAGCACGAGAAUAAGAGUGACCCGCAAAACCAUAUGUUGCUAUGUAAGGUGAAAUUGGACAAUACUUUAGUGGUUGUUCUAAAGGCCGACACUGACAGCAAAGUAAUCAAACUGCUCACGGUGUACCUCAAAGGUACUGACGACGCGAGGAAAGCCGUCGAACAAGAAGAGAAAAACAGGAUGGCCCGUACGGGACCUCCACGUAGACGAGGUGGAAGUUAAUAGAUGAGUCUGCGUACGAUCACCAUCACGCACCAAACGGAAAAAAAAAGUGGUCGUGAAGCAUCGCGUCAUUAUUGAAAUACAGAUCAGAUGAAACUCACAUCAUAAAAAGAUUUGAAAGACGCGGGAUGUACAGUCACGAAAAUAGACCAGAGAAGU